Dioscorea cayenensis subsp. rotundata (Guinea yam) is the source of this 2127-nucleotide messenger RNA. Its product is annotated as protein FAR1-RELATED SEQUENCE 5-like. NCBI's taxonomy places the organism in Eukaryota, Viridiplantae, Streptophyta, Magnoliopsida, Dioscoreales, Dioscoreaceae. The coding region runs from base 1 to 2127 and encodes 708 amino acids. The record is from RefSeq and is a predicted model, not a curated record. Gene Ontology annotation, biological process: regulation of DNA-templated transcription. The transcript has 4 exons.
AUGGCCGAUACCACUGAUGGGAUAGAUUUGAAUGAGCUCGGGUUAAAUGGAGAACGUGGUGGUCUAACACAAGAGAAUGAUAGCCAACAACUUGAAAAUGAAGAUGAUUUGGUAACACAAGAUGUUCAAGAAUUGGCAAUGAGUCCAAAGUCUCGAGAUGGACAAGAAUUAGCAGAAAACCCAUUUGUUAGUAUGGAGUUUGAGGAUGAGGAGGAAGCAUUUCGAUAUUAUUUGGAUUAUGCAAAGUCCAGAGGUUUUGGGGUAAGAAAGGGUCACAUGUAUCGUUCAUCUCGUUCUCAAUUAAUUACAUGUCGACACUUUGUUUGUGAUAAGGAAGGAGCCAAGUUGGUAGACAAAAGGCAACUGGGAAAAAUUGUUCAAAGGCGUAGAGAUACAAGGACAAAUUGCCAAGCUCGGAUGGUAGUGUCAAAAAUGAAGAAUGGGAUAUGGAUAGCAAAGACCUUUGAAGAUGUUCAUAACCAUCAUUUACUAAGAACUCCCUCUAAGGUGAUGAAGAUGCGGUCUCACCAGCAUAUCAGUGUGAUGUGUAGAAGUUUAAUGGAGACAUUGCAUAAGAGUAGAGUGGGACCAAGCCAAAUGUCUCGAAUAUUGAAUGAAACACUUUCAAAUACAGGGUCUGCAUCUAUUACCCCGAACGAUUGUUCAAAUCAUUUGAGGGGAGUUCGAAGCAACAAUAUUGGGCAAGAAUGCAUGGCUAUUGUUAAGUUUUUCAAGGAGAAAAAACUCAAUGAUGAUUUUUUCUUUUUUGAUAUGGAGCUUGAUGAGUUUAGUCAAACUAGAUGUGUCUUUUGGGCAGAUGGAAGAUCUAGAGUUGCAUAUUCAGAAUUUGGAGAUGUCGUCGUUUUUGAUACUACUUAUCAAACAAAUAGAUUUUGUUUCCCCUUUGCUCCUUUUGUUGGAGUCAACCAUCAUAAGCAGUCCAUUUUAUUUGGUUGUACUCUCAUGGUAGAUGAAAAAGAAGAAAGUUUUUUAUGGGUAUUUCAAACAUGGCUGAAAUGCAUGCUAGGGAAACAUCCACAAACAAUUAUUACAGAUCAAGAUUUGGCUAUGGGGAAUGCUAUUGCACAUGUUUUUCCAAAUUCUGUUCAUCGGCUUUGCUCUUGGCACAUUGGGAGAAAUUCAAUGAAGUAUUUAGCAGAUUUGAAAAGCAAAGAUGGCUUUAUGAGGGAUUACACUAACUGGUUGCAUCUUAGUGAAUCGAUUGAAGCAUUCGAGGAUAGAUGGGGUGAACUUAAGGUAACAUACAACAUUGAUGAUAAACAUUGGUUGAGUAGGAUGUAUGAAAUUCGGAGCAAAUGGGUUUCUCUAUAUUGGCAAGAUACAUUCACAACAGGAAUGACCAGUACACAACGUAGUGAAAGUAUCAACUCAUUUUUUGAUGGCUUUGUUAAUGCACAAACCCCACUGGAUGAGUUUGUUAUGCAGUAUGAUAAGGCUUUGUUAGCUCUAAGAAAUGUUGAAGAAAGUGAAGACUUCAAGACUUUGAAUUCUAUAGCUAACUUUUAUACGGGUCAUCCAAUUGAGAGACAUGCAGGAGAAGCAUAUACAAGAGCUGUGUUUGAUACUUUUCAGGCAGAAUUGCGAGAAAGUGAUAGCAUGCUUGCUGAAUGCAUUCGAGAUGGGUCCGAUAAUGCUAAAUAUGCAAUUUGCAAUCAUGUUGUUGUAUUUGGCAAAAACUGUACUGAAGAUGGGGAACCUUACGCAACGUGCUCGUACAUGUAUGAGAAAAUUAUGCCUAAGCUAAAUGACAUAUUUGAAAUGGUUAUUGAAAAGUCAAAUGCACCAGAGCAUUCAUUAAGCACCAAGCAAAAUGAGGAAAAUCAAGAGGUUAUUGGUUCAUGUUCUUUGCCUACCUUCUCAUGUGAUAAUGAUGUUUAUGGGUCACACGUUAGUAUUCUUGAUCCAAAACCUGUCAAGAGCAAAGGGCGGCCAAGAGUUGUUGCUCCUCGGAAUAUUUUUCGCUUGUUUGCUUCUGCCUUAUCCCCCCUGAAGGUUCUAUCCGGCAAAUUCAUUCUUCGGGUUUGUCGUUGGAGCACCACCGAUCAAGAAUCACAUGUCACUGCAGAGAUGGAAGGUUUUUGUAGGACCAGGCCACCAUUCUCUUAA